This is a messenger RNA of Brienomyrus brachyistius, 1823 nucleotides long. RefSeq names its product alpha-1,3-galactosyltransferase 2-like. Gene Ontology annotation, cellular component: vesicle; membrane; Golgi apparatus. Lineage: Eukaryota; Metazoa; Chordata; Actinopteri; Osteoglossiformes; Mormyridae. Gene Ontology annotation, molecular function: hexosyltransferase activity. The transcript has 5 exons. The coding region runs from base 147 to 1151 and encodes 334 amino acids. Gene Ontology annotation, biological process: carbohydrate metabolic process. The record is from RefSeq and is a predicted model, not a curated record.
CGGUUCAUUUACCGUCGCAUUUAAGCAGACAUUGGAGAGUGGGAGGUGCCUUGUGCUUUAAAGUCUCUGGAGGAAGAAAAUCGUUCAGCAGUUUUCGUACUGCAUGGUAACUCGUUACAUGGUCACGCCACACAAGAGAACUCACAAUGAGACACUUGCACCGAGGAAAAGGCUUGAUUAUUCUAAUACUAGGUACUGUCCUCGGACUACUCAUGACCACUUAUGGCCCCAUUUCAGUCAGGUUCUUGGAAGGAUUGAUCCCUAUGGAUGUGUGUCCAUUACCUUAUGGCAAGAAACUCUGGAAUGGAACAGACGGCUUUCUGGAUCUCUGGGCCAGGACGGAUGUCCAGACGUGCACGUACUGGGGGGCCCCCAUAAUUUGGGAAGGGAUGUUUGACCCCAUCGUGUUUGACCAGCUGCACAAGGAGACGAGCACCAGAGUGGCACUGACCGUGUUCGCAGUAGGAAGGUAUCUGGAUGCCUACCUUUUGCCUUUCCUGAUGUCUGCAGAGCAGUACUUCAUGGUGGGUCUACCUGUGACAUAUUACGUGUUUACAGACUAUCCAGAGAAGAUUCCUAGUCUCAAGCUGGGCAGGGGGAGGACUCUUGAGGUCAUUAAGGUCGCCAAGGAGAAUCGCUGGCAGGAUGUGUCCAUGAUGCGCAUGAAGACCAUCACUGAUGCUAUUGACGGCCACAUCCAUCACCAAUGUGAAUAUGUCUUCUGCUUUGACGUGGACCAGAUUUUUAGUGGCCGAUUUGGCUCAGAAGCUCUUGGCGAUUCAGUGGCUCUACUUCACUCUUUCUACUACCACAGACCCAAAAUGUUCUACACCUAUGACCGCAACCCCAAGUCAGAGGCCUACAUGGAUAAAGGGGAUUUCUAUUACCAUGCUGCCGUUUUUGGCGGCCGGUGGCAGGAAGUGAGAAACUUGACUGAAGCGUGCUACCAGGGCAUCAUGAGGGACAAGGAGAAUGAGGUGGAAGCCUUGUGGCACGACGAAAGCCACCUGAACAAGUAUUUGUGGCUCCACAAGCCAACAAAGGUGCUCUCCCCCGAGUACUGCUGGGCAAUGUUCAUCGGCCACCGCAACGACAUACACGUCCACCGCCUGCUUUGGGCCAAAAAACAAUACAACACACUCAGGAACUGAGCAGUGUGGCACCUGGAAGACUUGUGCAAAUACCACAUGACUCAAAGUCACUUAAGUUCAGAAGGCGUAACGUCUUUGUGCUCUCUCUGCAGCGUUAUUGUUCGUUUCUGUAUGUUCUGAACAUGCCAUGAAUAUCAGGUCUCGAGUUAUGCACGUUGUGCAUAAUAUAUACCAAAGACCUCCUGUAUCUUCUGUGAGUGUUUAUUCAUGCAUAACCUAGAAGAAGGUGAGGAGAACCCAAUUCAAGUAUUUGCCCUUUGGGUUUAGUUCUCUGUGAAGGUCACAAAGAAAGCAAAACCACUUGUCGUGAACCGGAAGCCCUGGUGCUAAUAAGUUGAUUUCAAGUUAAAGUAAAAUUAAAAAUGCACUAUAGUCCAUCCCGAAAGGGUACGACAAGGGUUUACUGUAAAUUCAUAAAUACCACAGCUCUGCUUGCUGCUUUGGACGGGAGAUGGAAUGGUGUACAUUGGAAUUUACUUGAUUCCUAAACUGCUUUUAUGUACGUCUUUGCUGUCAUGUACACAUGUAAGCAUGAUGAUAGCUGCACGUUCAACUUUCACAUUGUGCAAACAUUAAACAUUGAGUGCCUUGAAUAUUUCACAUUCAGAGCUGUCCACAGUCCAAAUGUAUGUUUGUUUUGUGUUUUUAUUAAAGAUGAUUUUUUGCAUUACA